ACCUUUGUCUUCCUGUCACAUUUAGAUUUGUCCAGGUCACAGUUGUUCAAACACUGUUGAAAAGUGUUCUUCUUUACCACGAUGCCCUCAUUCAGUGUGGUGGAGUUUGUGGAUGAAAUUGACCCUGAUGGCUGCAAGAAGGUGGACAUCAUUCCAUCCGAAUGGUUCGAGGGCACCGACGGAAAAUUAUGCUGGUGGCCACCAGCCACAUUGCUCAAUGUGACCAAGGCCGUGAAAGAGGGCACACCACCAGCUCAAAACUGGAUUCUGUGUAAUAUGCGUGUGAUGGGAAAUGCAGCUACUUAUGCGGAGGCCAGGGUAAAGCUUCAUCAAGCCGAGUAUACAUCCGACCUGACAGACACCGAAGAUGGCUUGAUAAAGAGAAAGGCAAGGUCAAAACUCUUCCAGAGUCAGAGCAAGCAACUAGAAUCAAGUGAGCAUUCUGAUUCAGAGGACGAACUUCCACCCACUCCCCCAGAAAAACACCUUUGGCCAGCAGCAAAUAAAAUGACCAGCCAGAUUACCAGCCCCACUGCCCAGCGAGUUGCCAGUUCCACUGUCCACCAGAUCGCCAGCCCCACUGCCCAGCGAGUUGCCAGUGCCACCGUCCAGCAGAUCGCCAGCCCCACUGCCCAGCGAGUUGCCAGUGCCACCGUCCAGCAGAUCGCCAGCCCCACUGCCCAGCGAGUUGCCAGUGCCACCGUCCAGCAGAUCGCCAGCCCCACUGCCCAGCGAGUUGCCAGCCCCAGUUGUGAAGCCAUGUUCUCUAAACUUCUUACAAUUGUAGAAGAAAUUAAGGAGACCCAGAAGGUUCAUGGUAAGAUGCUAAAUGCCUUGCUGAAGAAGCAAGAUACAUCAGUGAUGGAGGUUCCUGAUGGUGUGGUUUUCCCACUGCAAACUCAAGCAGACGUUGAGGCGCUUGAGGAGCUACUGGGGGACCGCAGUCUAAUGUCUGCUGUUGUUGCCAUGGUGGCAGACAUAGGGGGCACAAAUGUAGAUGACGCAACGAGACGAAUGAUGAAAUACAUUCUGUCAAACGAGCUGGCAUUGGACUACAACAUGUUUGGCCGUCACGGGAAAAAGAAGUUUAAGGACUUGUGUCUUUUCAACGUUCUGUAUGAGGCUCUUAAGAAGAAUUCGUUGACUGCACAGGUGAACCAGCAGGAGGCAGAGAGGGCACUGUCGAAAUGGUUCACUGGGGCAAGAGACAGAGGAGGACGAAGGUUAUCUAGACAGCCAGUGCCAAAUUAAACAGAACUGAGCAGUGGUGGAAUGUGAGUGCAGAACAUUUGUAUUCAGCUAAAAGUAGAUUUAAACUGUUAAAAUAUUUAUAAUUUUUCAUCAAUAUUUUUAUCACAUGUUAAAAAAUAUUGACACACUGUUAUUUUCAUUAAUGAAUAUUGAUCAUUUUGUCUAUCAACAAAAACUUUCUAAAUAAAAAGUUGAAAUCAGAGAAUGUGGCCAUUUUUAAAGAACCUGACUCAAACUGGUAAUUUUUUUUUUAUUAAUUGUUGCAGCUCUAGGAUGGUUUAAUCAAAUUGUACUGAGUACUCAAUUAGGAUUUUUAAAAACAUGUCUUGCCUAGCUGGGGCCCAUCUAAAACCUGAUGUAAUCCUGCCUUAGACCCACAUGGGCAAUUGGCCCGGGGCCAUGGAACCCUUGGACAAUCCCACUUGCAACCCAUAUUUCAGCUCAUACUUCCCCAUGUAGGCCCCACAUAAAGUUUUAAAGCUGGGACCAAGAUGGGUCUUGUCUGUGUCGCCCAUCUGGGGCCAGUUUAAAACCUGGUGCAAUCCUGCUUUAGACCCACAUGGGCAAGUGGCUUGGGGCCAACAUGGAAACUGCGGACAAUCCCAUUUGCAACCCAUAUUUCAGCUCAUACUUCCCCAUGUAGGCCCCACAUAAGAUUUAAAGCUGGGACCAAGAUGGGUCUUGUCUGCGUCGCCCAUCUGGGGCCAGUUUAAAACCUGGUGUAAUCCUGCUUUCGACCCACAUGGGCAAGUGGCUUGGGGCCAACAUGGAAACUGCGGACAAUCCCACUUGCAACCCAUAUUUUAGCCCAUACUGUCCCCAUGUAGGCCCCACAUAGGACUUAAAGCUAGGACCAAGAUGGGUCUUGUCUGUUUUGCCCAGCUGGGGCCCAUCUAAAACCUGGUGUGAUCCUGCCUUAAACCCACAUGGGCAAUUGGCUUGGGGCCAACAUGGAAUCUGCAGACAAUCCCCCAUAUUUCAGCCCAUACUGGCCCCAUGUAGGCCCCACAUAGGACUUAAAGCUGGGACCAAGAUGGGUCUUGUCUGUUUAGCCCAGCUGGGGCCCAUCUACAACCUGGUGUAAUCCUGCCUUAAACCCACAUGGGCAAUUGGCUUGGGGCCAACAUGGAAUCUGCAGACAAUCCCCCAUAUUUCAGCCCAUACUGGCCCCAUGUAGGCCCCACAUAGGACUUAAAGCUGGGACCAAGAUGGGUCUUGUCUGUUUAGCCCAGCUGGGGCCCAUCUACAACCUGGUGUAAUCCUGCCUUAAACCCACAUGGGCAAUUGGCUUGGGGCCAACAUGGAACCCGCGGACAAUCCCAUAUGGGUAUGAUCUGACAAUCCCACAUGGGGCCCAUGAUUCUGCCCACUUUUUACCCACA
Messenger RNA from Etheostoma spectabile (orangethroat darter), 2633 nucleotides. RefSeq lists its product as uncharacterized. The record is from RefSeq and is a predicted model, not a curated record. The transcript is spliced from 6 exons. Lineage: Eukaryota; Metazoa; Chordata; Actinopteri; Perciformes; Percidae. Bases 82 to 1251 code for a protein of 389 amino acids.